Molecule: messenger RNA, 1800 nt
Organism: Stegastes partitus (bicolor damselfish)
Lineage: Eukaryota; Metazoa; Chordata; Actinopteri; Pomacentridae
Gene: cunh11orf16
Product: chromosome unknown C11orf16 homolog
Exons: 7
Coding region: 1-1800 (599 amino acids)
Source: RefSeq, a predicted model, not a curated record
AUGACAUCAAGGCAGACGCAGGCCUCUGAGGCUGCACUGAUUCCCCUGUUCCUGGGCAAACAGCGAUGCAAUAUUACCUUUGUCCUGGACAGUUCGGACAACAUGAGAGCUGUUCUGGGCUCAGUAAAACGCCUGCUGAUCCAGACCCUGCUGACGAAAGCUUCCCUCAGGGACUCGCUCUUCAACAUUGUGACUUUCUCAAGCCAGGUGAACUGCUGGUCCCCACACAUGCGUGGCUGUGCUCCAGACACGGUAUACACAGCUCUGUCCUGGAUUCACUCCAUCAGCUGCAGCCCUGGCAGGGAUCUCUUGGCUGCCCUGAGUGUGGCUCUCACUAACCCCCUCUGUCAGGCCAUCCACCUGCUCUGCACAGACCUCCUCGAGCAGCCAGAGGCCCUGCUAAGAGCCCUGCCUGGCCUGGCUGCUGGGAGGCCAGUGAACAUUUUCUACCUGCAGGACUCAGGCAGUGAGCUGGACAGAAACGCCAGAGACUACCUGCAGUGUCUGACCCAGUCCACAAGAGGGAGCUGUUAUAUGAUUCCAUUUGAUUUGAAUGGAGUGUUGGAAAAAGUGAUUCCUCUGUAUGUUGCUAAGAGCCGAUCAUCAGUACCAACUGUCUCUCCAGCCAAGUGUUGCUGGAGUCACCACACGCCUUCAUCCCUCUUCAGGUGUAGUCUGGGUAAUCAGCUUCAUCCGUUUACCUCGUGCAUGCUGCCUGGUCAGAGCCUGGCUGGUCCACAGUUCUUUCCAGGAUGCAGAGUGCUGGCCAGGAGAGAGAUGGAUGGUCUUUACUACUUGGCCACUGUGAUACAGCAAGUACAGGGCCGCAGGGGAGUUUGGAUGAUCGAGUUUGACCAUCCAGGAAGUGUUAGUUCAGGUGUUGUCUCCUCUAAGUGCCAGCUGGUUUGUUCACUCGACAUGGUCAACGACAGCAGGGCUCAGUCACACUGUCUCGUACCUGGAGAUGUUGUGCUGUCGCCGUGGGAACCAAACCUGAAGAGAUUUGGUCCAGGGCGAGUGAUUGCAGCCACAGAGCACAGAGAUAGUUUUAGAGCUGAUGCUGUUACAAGCCUCCGGGUGCUGAUGUGGAACAGUUGUGUGUCUCUGGUUCCUGGCAGCCUGGUUUUGCCUGUUUCAGCUUCUCACUACGACAGAAUAGUCAGGGAACUUCAAAUCCAAACACCAGCUCCAAGUCCAUAUUGCAGUCGGCUUUGUGCCCGCAGCUCCUCCUGCACUCCCCAGAUGUUCUGCACUGACUGCUGCCAGUCAGCGUCUGCUUCUUGCUGCUGUUCAGUUUCAAACCGCUGGCCCUACAUAGCUCCACACAGCUGCAGGGCCAGUCUCGGAGGAAGCGAUAGGUUUGACAGGGCAGAGCAACAUAAGCAGGUGAAUCUCAGAAAUGCAGAUGUGAGAAAAGACGACUCCUCCUCCUCCUCCUCCUCCUCUUCUUCUUCUCUUUCUGAGGAUGAAACCAGAGCAUCGAAUUCUCCUGCCAUGAAGCUGAACAGUAAACAACAGCGUCCUCCCUGGAAGUACUGGAGAAGAACCGGGCCAGAACCACAGCACAGACAGCCAGGGAGUGCACCCCCCAGGAGGUCAUCACAACCUUUCAGGUUCAGCUUCUCUGUCCCACAGAUCAGCACCUCACCAAAUCACAGCUCCCUCUUUCAGUCACUUUCUGGUAGUAAAGAAAGAAGAGGCAACAUCAGAGAUGUUUUUGGAAUGACACACUUCAAACCUCGACCACCAGUGGGACUGCAGUCUUUCACCGGAAACAAGGCCACUACCAUUCACACAUAA